UUUCGGCAACGUUCGAAUCCCGGAGAAACGUUUUGCAAGUUUCUUUUUUUUCGGUGACAGUUGACAGGGGAUACAUAUAUAUUACGAUAGUGAAGUUGAGGAAAUUCUCUAGUGACUCUAUCGAAAAGCUUCGUUUGGUGUGUAAAAUUGCGAUUAUAUAAACGAAUGGAGGUGUUCGAGAUCUGUGAAAUCGGGAAAGCAUUCUGAAACAGCCCCGCCGCCGCAGACGCCGCCGAUGCUGCACCGCAAUGGCGCCGGCUUCGAGCUCCCCGCGUGCGCGCCUCUGAGCUGCGCCGUCGCCAGCGACCUGCCCAUGGACGCCGCCCAGGGCUGCGACGGCGGCAGCGGCUGCAGCGCGGGCGGUGCCGGCUUCUACGGCGCCCACGCUGGCCGCCUCAUGGACGAGCGGUGCUGCAAGGGCGCGCAGGGGCCCGACUCGCACGCCCUCCUGGGCGGCGCGCCCCUCAGGAUCAUGAAGAGCCGCCUCGGGGAGGGCUGCUUCGACGUCACGCUCAACGACGGCUCCUCCGGCACCUUCGUGAAGGUGCCCGUCAAGUGCCCUCCGCCCAUCGCGCCCGCGCCCGCCGCCCUGCCGCCCGCAGAGGCGUGCGAGCCCCCCGAGAAGGCGGCCGCCAAGCCGCUCCUGCGGGAGAAGCUGAGCGCCGGGAAGGACGCCGCGGAGCCCGAGAGGCCCAGCAAGCCCGCCGCCCCGAAGGCGAGCGCGGGCGUGAUGCGGGCGGGCGGGCGGCACCAGCUCAUCGACAUCCACGGCCUCGCGGUCUUCCUGAGGCAGUCGACGCGGUGCCUCUCGUGCCAGGCGGCCUGCUGCCUCUACGUCACGGGGACCAUCUCGGCGCACCUGGCGGCCGUCACGCAGGUGAGGAAGGCUGCUGCUGGUGUCCUUUGAGCCAGGGAGAU
Messenger RNA from Penaeus vannamei (Pacific white shrimp), 918 nucleotides. The record is from RefSeq and is a predicted model, not a curated record. NCBI's taxonomy places the organism in Eukaryota, Metazoa, Arthropoda, Malacostraca, Decapoda, Penaeidae.